UGAUGGUGUGUUUCGCAAGACUUCUGUGCGAGCUAUAAAUCUGGGUGAGUUGCAUCGUGUGACUGAAAGCAGCAGACUGGAGGAAGUGCCAACAACUCUCCACAUCUGAGAAGCUGGCAUUGAGGCUGUCAUCUGACAUCUACAGCAACAAAUCCAAAUUACAGAAACACUGCUGAGAUGGGGAAAAUCAUCAUUUAUGAGAACAUCAACUUCCAGGGGUACUCCAAAGAACUCACCAGAGACGUUGCCAAUCUGAAAGAUGUAGAUUGGAAUGACUGUGUCUCCUCAGUGAAAGUAAUUGGACAGCCUUGGGUGGCUUAUGAGCACAUUAACUAUACAGGCCGGUUACUGGUAUUUGAGGAGGGAGAGCAUAGCUUUGUUGGUAAAGAGAUGAAUGACAAGAUCUCUUCCCUGAUGUUGAUUACUGAAAAUUUACACAAUCCACAGAUCACUAUCUAUGAACAUAACCAAUAUCAAGGGAAGAGCAGGGUGAUAACAGAAGCUACCAAUUUGGCUAGGGGGCAUGACAAUGACAUGGCAUCUUCUCAUAAAGUGCAGCGAGGUGCCUGGCUGUUGUGUGAACAUAGCGAUGGAAGUGGUUUUUGUUACAUUGCACGAGAGCAUGAACACCUUCCAAGUUACAAAGCAAUCAAUUUCAAUGACAAGCUUUCAUUUCUGCGUCCCCUUCUCCCUGGAAAGCAUUGUCAUCACUGAUGGAUUGCAAAUUCUGAAGUCCUAAGGGUAGAUGUAGCCCUAGGAAGAAGGAUGGGACCUAGAUCUCUCUGCUUUUUUUUAUUUUUUAUUUUUAUUUCCCCUUCUGGUAUAAAAAUACUGAAUGGGAGAGCUCUCUUUUAUGCUAUGCUGCAGAUGCGUAUUUCUCAAUCCUGUCUGGUGCUGUUCUCUUUCUCCAUGAUCCCAAUAAAUGCAAGAACUAUUUUAUUUAGUAAUAUGAAAAAACCUCAAUGAUAAUAGAUAUCUUGUGGUGUGUAACCUAUUAAACCUGUAACUAGCAUUCCAAAGUACUAAACCAUGUAAUGUGAAAAUGUUGCAUGUUGCUUCUGUUGCUAUAUGCAUAAGCACAUAUAUAGUGUAUAACCAGAACUGCUGACUUUAUAUUCUUCUUUACAAUGCUCUUGCUUCACAAUGACCUCUGCAAUAUUUUUUCUAUUCCAUUUUGUGUUGUUACCAAUAAAGAAGAUAUUGCAGGCAACAA
Molecule: messenger RNA, 1213 nt
Organism: Anas platyrhynchos (mallard)
Lineage: Eukaryota; Metazoa; Chordata; Aves; Anseriformes; Anatidae
Product: epidermal differentiation-specific protein
Biological process (GO): lens development in camera-type eye; visual perception
Molecular function (GO): structural constituent of eye lens
Source: RefSeq, a predicted model, not a curated record